CCAUGCCGUAAAACACUUCGUCCGAACUGCCAGUGAAGAGAGACAAACGGCCUGAAAGCAUAUACAUGUAUAGACGAUGAAAGUAGGGUUAUCAAAACGCACUUUCAUUUUAUAGACAGUAUUCUAGUCUUUCUCACGAUGAUCAUAGAGAAUGUUGAAGCCCUGAAGUCGUGGCUGGCAAAACUACUGGAGCCAAUAUGUGAUGCUGACCCAUCUGCAUUAGCCAACUAUGUGGUGGCUCUUGUGAAGAAGGACAAGCCGGAGAAGGAACUGAAAGCACUUUGUGCUGAUCAGCUUGAUGUCUUCCUACAAAAAGAGACGAUGGGAUUUGUCGAUAAGCUUUUUGAAUGUCUGACAACCAAGAACUACCUGGGAAUUCCUGCUGCCAAGGAGGCUCCUAAAGAGGAGGUGAAACCACCAGCAGUCAAGUCUGAUGUUGUGGAGGCUGAGACUCCAGAGGAGGACAGAGAAAACAGGCGGAGGAGAAGUCCUCUGAGAAACCGCUCUGACUUCAACGAGUCCAGGAGCCGCGAUGACAGGAGGCGAGAUGAGCGCAAGCGACGCGACUUCGAUCGGCACGGAAAAAGUGGCAGCGACUCCCACCGCGAGCGGGAGCGCCACGAGCGUCGCAGGGGAAGCCCUCGGGGGAGGAGCUACAGCCGCAGUCGGAGCCGCAGCCGGAGCAGGAGCGGCAGCCGAGGCAAGAGCAGGGACAGGGAGCACAGAGGAGGUAGAGACUUCAAGUCAAAGUUUGAGUUGGAAAGGAAGGACACAGACUGCUACAACUCCUCCACCACAUCCGGCUCGCAGCAGCAGCACCCGCCACCUCUCCUGCCCCUGCCCACACCUCCGCACCCCUUUUCCUCUUCUUCAUCGUCCGCCGGAGUUUCGGGAGCUGGAGGCGUUCCUAUAGCAACACCGGCUCACCUGCCCGACAGCACGACAGACAGCUGGUCUGGCUACUACGCCGCCCAGAGGCAAGAUGGUGUCAGCAAGCCGUUUGGCAACAAGGGUCCUUCACUCAAACAGCGUUGCAGGGAUUAUGAUGAAAAGGGAUUUUGCGUCCGUGGCGACCUUUGUCCAUUUGAUCAUGGCAACGACCCUCUCAUCGUCGAUGAUGUCAAUCUGCCGAGCAUGAUUCCGUUUCCACCCCCGCCUGUCAUGCCCCCCGCCGGCCUGCCCAUGCCCCCCAUCACUGAGCCACCCCCUCCCCUUAGGAUGCCUGCGAUGCCACCAUACGGCCAACCACCACCACCGGGUGUCUUCCCCAUGACUGGACCCCCACUGAUAGCAACCAGUGGGAUCGAUACCCCCAACCACCAAACGGCGAUCACUUCUUCUCCUCCUAUCGGACCGCCUGGUGUGGGGCUGCCACCUACUCUUCCUCCUCCUCCUCCACUUCCUCCCUCCUCGUCCUCAUCUGUGUCUCUUCGUCCCCAAUAUGUCCAGUCUGAAUAUAAUUAUGAUCCAGAGGGCUAUAACCCAGAAUCCCCGGGCCUGACUGCAGCAGGUCGUAAUCCGUACCGUCAAUUCAUUCCCCGGGUGCAGACGCAGCGAUCCAACCUCAUCGGCCUCACCUCCAGUGAAGGACAGGGCUCCAGAGCUGCCAACAUAGUGAUCCAGACGGAGCCUGCCACUGUAGCCAGCACACCUGGAAGUAACGUGUCCCGUUUCAACACGGAUCAGGACAAUAGGAAGAGAACCAUGGGACCCAGUACAGCUGAGGGACCAGCUGCUAAAAAACCCUGGAUGGAAAAGCCGAGCUUUAACAACCAACAUAAGAGCAGUUUCCCCAAGAGGUAUCACUAUGUGAACACCAAGUUGGAGGUGCGCAAGGUCCCACGUGAGCUCAACAACAUCACCAAGCUCAAUGAGCACUUCAGCAAGUUCGGAACCAUCGUCAACAUCCAGGUGGUGUUCGGCGGCGACCCAGAAGCAGCAUUGAUCCAGUACACGAAAAAUGAAGAAGCCAGACGGGCCAUAUCCAGCACCGAGGCGGUCCUCAACAACCGCUUCAUUCGCGUGUACUGGCACCGUGAGCCGGGCACCAACGCCACGGGGCUGCAGCAGCAGGAGCAGGGCUUAGGGAGCCAGGCGAUCGGGGCAGCGCCCAGCCAGGGGCCGCAGCACAGCUCUAUGCAAAGGAUCAAGCAGCACAGUCCAGCCGCCUACGUGUUGAACAAGACUGUGCCCAAGCAUCGCCUGCCAGCGGUGGCUGGGAUCACAGCUACAACCAAGCCGGACAGCCUGAACCCAAACACAGACACUGUCACUGUGGCGCCUGCACUGACAAACACCCAGAAGAGCCCCUACACCUCCAUAGGCCUGAAGUCCUCCUCAAAGAGCCUUGGGAAAACUGGAAAAGCACUAGAAGCGCAGGAAGUCCUCAAGAAGAAACAGGAGGCAUUAAAGCUCCAGCAAGACAUGAGAAAGAAGAAGCAAGAGAUGUUAAAGACGCACAUCGAGUGGCAGAAGGCCUUGAUUAAUCGCCUGGAGAAGAAUCGAGGGAUGAAACCUGAGGAGAGGGCCAACAUCAUGAAGACACUGAAGGAGCUGACGGAGAAGAUCGCACAGCUGCAGAACGAGAUGAACCCUAGUCCUGCCUCGCAGUCGCCCGGCGCCAAACCCAACCACAGCCAGUCCAAGACCAAGACUGAUGUAAGUUUUGGCCCUUUCUUGGCUCAGAAGGAAUUGUUGGACGCUGAGCUGGACUUUCACAAGAAACUGAGCUCUGGAGAAGAUACAACAGACCUCAAGAGGAAACUGGGACAACUACAGGUGGAGGCGACUCGGUUGGGUCUGAUACGGCCUCCAGCGGGUCGAGGCCGCGGCAGAGGGAAGAUGCCCCUGGAGCCCGGCUCGAUGCACGUGGGCCGCGGCCGGGGCCGAAGCCGGGAGAUGAUGGCUCGCAACGUGAACCGCAUGGUGGUGGACCACAGACCCAGAGCCCUGGCUAUUCUGGGGGUCACUCAGGAGGAGAAGGAGGAGCUGAUGCCUCACUUUGUGAAAUUCGGUGAGAUCGAGGACGUCCGUGAUCAAGACGCCAACAGUGUCGUCAUGACCUUCAAGACGCGAAGCGAAGCAGAGAAUGUGAGUCACUGUCAUGACUCUAAAUCAGACCAGGCAGCUAACCAAGGAGCCAAGUUCAAAGGUCGUGUGCUGCAGAUUUCCUGGUUCAAGCCCAAGACGCCCUCUGUUACAACCGAGCCAGAGGAGGUGGAGGCUAAAGAUGAAGACAGUGCGAAGGAAGCCAGCUCUUACUUGCCCGGUGAGGAAGAGGAGGAGGAGGAGGAAGAGGACGACGAUGAAGAUGACGAGUACGAGAGCCGGUCUUGGAGACGGUGAAGGUGCCGCGAUUCGUCGUCGCCUGCUCUCCAGAAGAAUCAGUCAUUAUUUUUCCCCACAUUCAAAAUCAGCUCAACUGAAGUCACAUCUUCUUUUUUUGUUCCUUUCCAGUAUUUUGAAACAAAGUAAUUUUAGACUCUAAUCAAAGUAAAAAACAUCUUUACUUUAUUGUACAUGAGAAGAAGUUGAGAGGGCUGAUGGUUUUUUUAUCCCUCGACUAAUCGAUUAUUUAAAGCAUCUCACUUUUGCUGAGAAAGAUAAAUGUUAAGUUGUUCUUAUAGAUAGAAAUAACCUAUGUACGUUUCGAUGUGCUUACCAGAUGAUAAAUAUCAGUAAUGCACAACAUUUGUGUCUACUGUGAAUAGGUAUUUUUAUACAUACUGUAUUUAAGCUCUUUUCUCACCAGUUUUUUAAAGAUCUUGUCCUCAGUUCAGGGACAGCCAUUCCUUCACCGAUAGAACAUUCUCUGUCGCUACCAGAGAGAUAUUUAUUUAUUUUUCCACUGCAUCGAUGCACUCUGCAGUACCUACAUUGGCACGGCGUGGGGUGGUUCUCCAUUUCACUUUGCUCACAGUUUGUUUUGGUAUGGGUUCGCCCACGAAACAUUAAAGGAUCCUGCUAUGUUUGACAGCGGCUCUCUGUCCUGGCAUGAAUUCUUGGUAAUUUGUGCAUGUUGUAUUCCUUAAACAAACAGCCACCGUACUGUACCGUGAGCACACGAGAGCCAGUGCAGGCACAGAAGGAUACCAGUGCAAUAGAAUAAAAUCCAAACUAUGUUUACA
Messenger RNA from Acanthopagrus latus (yellowfin seabream), 4127 nucleotides. It is a transcript of the gene rbm27, whose product is annotated as RNA binding motif protein 27. The transcript is spliced from 21 exons. Gene Ontology annotation, molecular function: metal ion binding; RNA binding. Gene Ontology annotation, cellular component: nucleus. Lineage: Eukaryota; Metazoa; Chordata; Actinopteri; Spariformes; Sparidae. The record is from RefSeq and is a predicted model, not a curated record. Bases 139 to 3345 code for a protein of 1068 amino acids. Gene Ontology annotation, biological process: mRNA processing.